AAAAGGUUUCCCAAAGAGAGCACCAAGUAGAGAGAGAGAUCAGAAGUAUGAAGAGUGGCAGUAGUGCUGCUGCUGCCGGGCUGCUCAGGCGAGGAAAGCAGGACGGACUGCAAGAGAAGAGCUUUGGGGCAUCGCACACAGAAAGUAGCACCAGUGGUUAAAAGAUGUGCACCUCCCUCAGCCCAAAGGCCCGAGGCCCUGGCCUCUCCGAUAUGCACCAGUAUAGCCAGUGGCUGGCUAGCAGACAUGAGGCUAACUUGUUGCCAAUGAAGGAGGAUUUGGCCCUGUGGCUGACAAACCUGCUGGGAAAGGAAAUAACAGCUGAGACCUUCAUGGAGAAAUUGGAUAAUGGGGCUUUGCUCUGUCGGCUAGCGGAGACUUUACAGGAGAAAUUUAAAGAAAACUGCAUUGAGGUCAACAAGAUUGGGAAGAUAAUGCCGGUGAGGAGAAUCCCAUGCAAAGCCAAUGCACCAUCUGGAUCCUUUUUUGCACGGGACAAUACAGCAAAUUUCUUAUCCUGGUGCAGAGAUGUGGGAGUAGACGAUACUUGCCUAUUUGAAUCGGAAGGUUUGGUCCUCCACAAGCAGCCCAGAGAAGUGUGCCUUUGUUUGCUCGAACUUGGACGGAUUGCUGCAAGGUUUGGCGUAGAGCCUCCUGGAUUAAUAAAACUGGAGAAAGAGAUUGAGCAAGAAGAAACACUUUCGACCCCUCUUCCGUCCCCCUCCCCGUCCCCCUCAAAGUCGCCUGGCAAAAAGAGCACAGGGAAACUUCUGGAUGACGCGGUCAAACAUAUUUCCGAAGAUCCUCCUUGUAAAUGCCCUAGUAAAUUUUGUGUGGAGCGUCUUUCGCAAGGAAGAUACAGAGUUGGAGAAAAGAUCCUUUUCAUCAGGAUGCUGCACAACAAGCAUGUGAUGGUUCGCGUAGGAGGCGGCUGGGAGACGUUUGCUGGGUAUUUGCUGAAACACGACCCGUGCCGAAUAAUGCAGAUCUCCCGAGUGGAUGGGAAAACAUCCCCGAUCCAGAACAAGUCUCCGACCAUCAAGGAUAUGAACCCAGACAGCUACUUGGUUGUUUCUGCCCAUUACAAAACCAAAAAGGAGAUUAAGUGAAAUGUUCAUUCGGGACUCUGUAUAUGUAGGCCCGUGCUAUCUUCUCAAGUGUAGUUACAUUAGUUGGUGCUUUAAAAGGACUCCUGAAAAUUACAUGCAGACUGGAAAUGGCAACCCAUGUUGUGGGUUGUUGAACUGUAGUGCUAUUUAUUUCUAGUGCUGUUCCUUUUUAUAGCAAGUUACCCUCGAUAGGUUAAUUACUACAAUCUGAUUUUUUAAAAAUAGACAUAUAUUUUUAGCCAAAUUAUUACUCUAUGAAUGUAUUCUUAGAAUGACUUAUGAGUCACAUUAAAGUAACAAAAUGUGAUAUAUUUGUAUGGAAAGCAUCUAUGGUUCUCAAUCAUUUGCCCUAAUUCAGAGCUCUGUGGUUAACCUCAUUAUUGGCAUCCAAAAAGCUCCAGGUUCACUUCCAGUUAAAAAAGAAAAAAGCUGGGUAGCAUAUGAGAAAGACCUCUGUUUGAGACCCUGGAGAUAGAUAUAUUGCCAGUCAAGAGUAGACACUGCUGGGCCAGAUAGAAGAUAUAAGGCAGCUUUCCCUGUUCUGACACACAAUGUGAACUCCUCUGUUUACAGGCUGCCUCAUCCAUAGAUGAGACCUGAUAUUUUUUUUAAAUGCCUUCUUCUGUGUACUUCAUCAACCCCCACCCCCCUGCAAUGAAUGGGGUACUCUUACAGGCAAGAGAAUGCCAUACUUGCAUCAGAUAGCUCUAGGCCUAUUAGCAGCUGCUGUGCCAGUGUGUUUACUGCAAAAGAAGGUAGACAACUGGUGGGAAAUGCCUGUAUAUUGUCUUAAUAUACGGCCUUUCCCAACUGGUGAAAGAAACAAGCAGCAAGCAUUGUAUAGGUUUAAAAACAAAAGAGCAGCCUCCAUAGAAUGCAUGCAUGUGUGUUAUUGAAAGCUAUGUUAAAGAGUAUUUUUCUCCUCCCCUGCUAUAAUCUAUUUUAAGAUGUUUCAAUAUGGUUCAUGUAUGCUUUUGGUUCCUAAGCUGCAUAUAACACCAGGUAUUGACGAGAUGGCAAUACGCUGUUGGACUACAAGUCAAAUGCCACCUGGGAUUCCCCACUGCCCUCACUCCCAAAACCAGUGAUGCUGUUGCAAAGCAAGCUAUCUCAAGGGACCUGCGUCAGAGGUAUGCAUUAGGUGGACUGAAAGACAUUAACCAUGUAUACAUCUGGACAACAGAAAGGCUAAAGUUGGCCUUGACAAAGAUAGAGAAGAGUGCCUUGGAAUUAUAACAGGGAUGGGGAACCUGUAUCCCUCCAAAUGUUAUUGGGACUAAAACUCCCAUCAUCCUUGAUCCUUGGCCAUGCUGGCUGGGACCGAUGAAAGUUGGAGUCCAACAAUAUCUGGAGGACCACAUGCCCUUAGUAUAAAGAGCUAAAGAGCUUCAGACUGGCCAACAUUUUGGAAAGAUAAGACUCACAAGCGUGUUUCAUAGCUUUAAGUUACAGCUAAAAGCAUAAGUCCAUUCAGAUUUGUUUUUCAUAGUAAGUGCUAAAGAACAUCUGUAUAUCUUUUUGACAUAGGAAUUAUUCCUGACAGUCAUUCUUCCCCAAGGAUAGGAAGCCUGUAGCCCAGGCAUCUGCAAACUUUGGCCCUCCAGAUGUUUUGGACUACAAUUCCCAUCUUCCCCAACCACUGGUCCUGUUAUCUAGGGAUCAUGGGAGUUGUAGGCCAAAACAUCUGGAGGGCCGCAGUUUGGGGAUGCCUGCUCUACAUACUCAGACACAUUGUGAGCUUGAUUAAGCUGAUCUUAUGAAUCUAAGUUUAAUCAGUACAAAUCUUCCUGAAAUAAAUGGUGUUGCAUGAGGCCAGAACUGAUGAAUAGAAUAAAACAGCAACAAUCAAUCAAUCCUGCCAUGCAAACUGAAGUGUGUUAGCAUGUCACAAUGUCUAGAUCAGGCAUCCCCAAACUUCGGCCCUCCACUGGUCCUGUUAACUAGGGAUCAUGGGAGUUGUAGGCCAAAACAUAUGGAGGGCUGCAGUUUGGGGAUGCCUGCUGUAGCCCCCCUGGUGUUAUUGACUACAACUGCCAUCAUCCUCGACCACUAGCCAGGCCUAGUGGGAAUCGAGAACCCAACAUAUGAAAGUGCACAGCUUCCCCCUCCCUGUUCUGAAACUUUCAAACUUGACAUGCGAAUGCAAUCACCAGUAGUACUCCCAUGUAUCUGCUGUUUGGGUGCUUGGUAUUUGCCUUUAGAUUAGCUCUUCCUGGCUGUUGUGCUUGAAGGGUACAGUAUAGCUUUAGGUGGUUAUAGAAAUGUAUAGGCAGUUAUAGACCAUUGUCCCACUGUGUGAUGGUGGGAUAUUCUCUGCCGCUGGAUUUAGUUAUGUUUUUGAGCAUAUUGGGUAAAAUAUGAAAAUACUACAUGCAUUCUCUGUAGAUAAAUGUUGGGGAGUGGUUAUGUUACACAUCUCUGUGAUAUAUAGGAAUGCUAAGGUUUUGGUUUAUUGGUUUUGCUAAUUUUCUUUUGUCUAUACUUGACAACUUUUGUGCCUUUCCUAGAAAAAUCAUUGUUCGAGGAUUAUUUGAAUGAUGACUGUAUAAAUUUGAGCUGAAAUCACAUGGUGCAUUAGAAAUAAACAGAUACUUUUAAAAAACAGACUCUCAGUGGUUCAUUGCAGCGUAUUGCUCUCACAAACAAGUAGAGACUGAC
Molecule: messenger RNA, 3767 nt
Organism: Zootoca vivipara (common lizard)
Lineage: Eukaryota; Metazoa; Chordata; Lepidosauria; Squamata; Lacertidae
Gene: GAS2
Product: growth arrest specific 2
Biological process (GO): actin crosslink formation
Cellular component (GO): actin filament
Molecular function (GO): actin filament binding; microtubule binding; cytoskeletal adaptor activity
Source: RefSeq, a predicted model, not a curated record